Scatophagus argus is the source of this 1288-nucleotide messenger RNA. RefSeq names its product transformer 2 beta homolog (gene tra2b). The record is from RefSeq and is a predicted model, not a curated record. Lineage: Eukaryota; Metazoa; Chordata; Actinopteri; Scatophagidae. Gene Ontology annotation, biological process: positive regulation of mRNA splicing, via spliceosome. The coding region runs from base 133 to 984 and encodes 283 amino acids. The transcript has 8 exons. Gene Ontology annotation, molecular function: RNA binding. Gene Ontology annotation, cellular component: spliceosomal complex.
GGGUGUCUGCCACCUUUCACAGUUGCUGCAGCUCGCAUUCCGUCAUAGAGACACACAUACUGCAGACUGUAGCUAGCUGGUUAGCACCCGGGCAUACAGAUCUGUCUUUUAAUUUAUCCGUUGUCAGUAAAAAUGAGCGAUAACGACAAAGGUUACGACGAGCGGGAGUCUCGCUCUGCCUCCAGGAGUGUGAGUCCACGGGGCUCGGGGAAGUCUGCAAGCCGCUCCCCAGCUCGCUCACCUGCCCGUUCAAAAGAAGGCUCCCGCCACUCCCACUCUAAAUCUCGGUCCCGGUCCAGGUCAAAAUCUGGGUCCCAUUCCCACCGUGGCUCACGCAGGCACUAUAGCCGAUCUCGCUCCCGCUCGAGGUCUUAUCGUCGCCGAUCUCACAGCAGGUCCUACAGUGGAGAGCGCCGACGCAGGAGCCAUAGCCGCUCGCCCAUGUCCAACCGCCGGAGGCACAUUGGCAAUCGCGCUAAUCCAGAUCCAAACUCUUGCCUGGGAGUAUUUGGCCUGAGCCUGUACACUACAGAGAGAGAUCUGAGGGAAGUCUUCUCUAAAUAUGGCCCCCUGGCAGAUGUCUCCAUAGUAUAUGACCAGCAGUCAAGACGCUCCAGGGGCUUCGCUUUUGUUUACUUUGAGAACAAGGACGACGCUAAAGAGGCAAAGGAACGAGCCAAUGGCAUGGAGCUGGAUGGUCGCAGGAUCAGGGUCGACUUCUCCAUCACAAAAAGACCUCACACCCCAACACCUGGAAUCUAUAUGGGCCGACCCACAUAUGGCGGAGGUGGUCCAAGUGGUCCUAGACGCUAUUCACGUGACUACGAUCGCGGAUACGACCGCGGAUACGACAGAGGUGGCUAUGAUCGAUACGAUGACAGGGAUUACUACAGGUCAUACAGAAGGCGAUCUCCUUCACCAUACUACAGAGGGGCCUACAGGUCUCGGUCCAGGUCGCGGUCCUAUUCUCCCCGUCGCUAUUGAACAUUGCUGUCGAGCCCAUCCUCUUCCCAAGCACAGGCAGGAAAUGUUUUUGAGUGGUAUGAUAGAUUUCAGAAUAGAUAAUCUUUGUUCUGUUUACUAAUGCACAUGAGCAGUAAAUGUAUACUGAUAUCAGUUGUGGAGCAGUGCCAUUUGACUUGACUCGAGCGGCCCCCUCGUGUUUUUAUUUUUAAAUGUACUGGCAACGUCUGUCAUAAAUUAUAUAUUUAUGUUUUUGUUUUUUGUAUGCAAAUUGAGUGAAAAUUCAUCUUUGAACAGAUUAAAAUGAAGAUGCAUUUUUUUUUCA